Messenger RNA from Myotis lucifugus (little brown bat), 2012 nucleotides. RefSeq names its product LHFPL tetraspan subfamily member 6 (gene LHFPL6). Gene Ontology annotation, cellular component: membrane. The record is from RefSeq and is a predicted model, not a curated record. The coding region runs from base 452 to 1054 and encodes 200 amino acids. NCBI's taxonomy places the organism in Eukaryota, Metazoa, Chordata, Mammalia, Chiroptera, Vespertilionidae. The transcript has 4 exons.
AUCUGCGUGCGAGCCCCCGCCCGGGACACGCGGGGAGCGCGGCUCCACUGGUGGCGGCGCAGCCCGUCCUCUUGGGCAGCCUCCGGAGCCGGGCCCUGCUCCUUCUCCCAAGUCUGGUCCGGGCUCUCUGUGGCUUCAGGGGCAGCAGCGAAGAAGGAAGAACGGUCUUCUCGGCUGUGGAUGUUCCGUCCGGGAAAGACAGCAAGUUGUGUGUGCGCCCCGGCGCGGGGAGAAGGUGGCCUCCGCCCGCCAGCCAUGGAUCAUCACCCUUACUACGGCGGACCGGAAGUUGAGGCCCAGUGAGGCUGAAGAUCCAUUCUGUUCAUAGACACUCCCCAUUACGGAACUGUGGAUUACUUGUGGUCCCAACACCUGGUGGUUUCACACCUUCACUUACUCUUGCAGCCCCAGAGCAGUUACUUUGGGUCCUCAUUGCCCCAUCUGGAGAAAGAUGGCAUCCAGCCUGACGUGUGCUGGCGUGAUCUGGGCUUUGCUCUCGUUUGUUUGUGCUGCUACCUCCUGCGUGGGGUUCUUUAUGCCUUACUGGCUCUGGGGAUCCCAGCUGGGCAAGCCUGUGUCCUUCGGUACUUUCCGGAGGUGCUCAUAUCCUGUGCAUGAUGAGAGCCGGCAGAUGAUGGUGAUGGUGGAAGAAUGUGGGCGCUAUGCCUCUUUCCAGGGCAUCCCCAGUGCAGAAUGGAGGAUCUGUACCAUCGUGACAGGCCUAGGUUGUGGCCUCCUCCUCCUGGUGGCUCUCACUGCUCUCAUGGGUUGCUGUGUGUCGGAGCUCAUCUCCAGAACAGUGGGAAGAGUGGCUGGAGGAAUUCAGUUUCUGGGGGGCUUGUUGAUCGGUGCUGGCUGCGCCCUCUACCCCUUGGGCUGGGACAGUGAGGAAGUUCGGCAGACUUGUGGCUACAUUUCUGGCCAGUUUGACCUGGGUAAGUGUGAAAUCGGCUGGGCCUACUACUGCACAGGAGCAGGUGCUGCUGCUGCCAUACUUCUGUGCACAUGGCUGGCUUGCUUCUCUGGCAAGAAGCAGAAGCAGUACCCAUACUAAGAUGGAGCCACCAAGAAUAAAGAGAGGAGAAGAUGGGCUGAAGGGGCUUGGAGGUACUAAAAAAUCCAGCUACUUUCAAAAGGUGGAAUAGUGGUUCUAAUUAGUACAAUGCUGAUGAAAUAAAAUCCAAUGGAAUCAGAAACAUUAUAUACUGUGGAAGGGUUGUACAAGAUUUACAAAAGAAAUGUGCACUUAGAAUGAUAGGGAAAAAAUGGACCAAAGGCUAAAAAUAUUGAGGGGGUAUUAGUUGUUUCUAUUCCAUAGAGUAUUAUUAAUGUAGAACAUAUAUGCAGGCAAAACAAAUCUAUAUAUGCACACAAGGGUUUUAGAUUUUUUAAAGAUAAGGACUCAGAUAAUCAAAAGGGCUAGUAGAAACAGUAUUAUGUUGAGAAGUCGGGUAACCUGCAGAUGUUCCCUGUAGGUCAUGGUGCUUCUGAAAGCACACAAGCACAUAGAGACAUACACAUUCACACACAUGCCCAUGCACAAACAUAUAAAAUUGUCACAAAUACUGUACAGAGGUUUAGGUAUGCAUUACUCCUCUGUUUUUAAUAUACAUUUAAAAUACUGUAUUGUCACUUUAUAAAGCAUACAUUAAACCUAAUAAAUGUACCAAUAAGCCACUCUAUCAGUAUUUUGUAUAGUCUGCAUAAACUCUUUAUGCCCUCAAUCUGUUGUCAGUGUUUAUGCAGACCUUUACAGUUAAGCCUUUGUGUUUCAAUAUUAUUCAAAACAUGCUACAUUUCUCUGAGUAGCUUCUGCUAUGAUAUACUUAUGAAGUAAAGGGGAAUAUUUCUAUCCUUUUUUCAGGCAUUAGAUCUUAUUUCUUUUGUCUGUUAUUAUACUGUGCUGUAUCACAUUUAUUUCAAUAUUCACUUUGUGAAAAAAAAACAACAAAAAAUGCUAUUUUGUUUGUAUUCGAAAAACUCUGUGAAUAAACUCUCUCUUUAAUCAAUAA